Drosophila montana is the source of this 2760-nucleotide messenger RNA. RefSeq names its product protein amun (gene Amun). Lineage: Eukaryota; Metazoa; Arthropoda; Insecta; Diptera; Drosophilidae. The record is from RefSeq and is a predicted model, not a curated record. The transcript is spliced from 3 exons. The coding region runs from base 553 to 2274 and encodes 573 amino acids.
AGCAUACAGCUGCAUCCUUAUUUUUGUUCCGUUCAUUUCAUUUUUUUCGUGCGGCCCCUGCUCGGCGACGCCACUGGCAUUCAAGGCAGAGGCAGCGACUACUGCUAGCUUUAUAGCUGGCUGGCUCUGGCACUGGCUGUUUUGCUGACUGCCUCGCUGUGGACAGAACGAAAGACAGGCGGCAACUAAAGCGGCGGUCGCAAGCGAAAUUUGUUUAAUAUUAAAUACAAAUACAAAUACAAAUACAGCAGCAGGCAACGACGCUACAACUAUAAUAAUAAGAAUAACAUACAUCAUUAAAAAAAAAAAAAGAAAAGGCAACGGUGACGAAAACGGGAGACGAAGCGGAGCAGCGCACAGGCUAUACGAAAAGUUUUUGAAAAACGCCAAAAGCCGUGGGCUAAGCGAUAGACAUACAGCAGAGAGGCAAAGACAGCGUCCCAGCGGUCAGUAGCAGCAACAGCGCUGCGCCACUCACUCAUCCAAUCUCCAUACCACAACUGCAUCCACAUUCGCAUCCGCAUCCACACAAGGCAGAAUCGAGGCAGAAAUAUGUCGAACGGCAAGGCGACGGCUUCGUUCUUUGAGAACGGCAGCACCUCACAGUUCGAAUACUGCUAUCAGAUGUAUCCGGAGGUGCUGAAGAUGAAGGCGGAGAAGCGCAGCAAGAAGCCACAGGAGCUGAUCCGUUUGGAUCAAUGGUUUCAGAACGAGCUGCCCGGCCUGAUCAAGGCGCGAGGGAAGGAUAAGCAUUUGGUAUACGAUGAGCUUGUCCAGGCCAUGAAAUGGAAACAGUCGCGCGGCAAAUUCUAUCCGCAAUUGUCGUAUCUGGUCAAGGUGAAUACACCGCGCGCCGUCAUCCAGGAGACAAAGAAGGCCUUCCGCAAGCUACCCAAUCUGGAGCAGGCGAUCACAGCUUUAUCGAACCUCAAGGGCGUCGGCACAACGAUGGCAUCCGCCCUCCUAACAGCCGCCGCUCCCGAUUCCGCGCCAUUCAUGGCCGACGAGUGCCUGAUGGCCAUACCAGAGAUCGAGGGCAUCGACUAUACGACCAAGGAAUACCUCAAUUUCGUGCAGCACAUUCAGGCAACAGUCGAGCGCCUCAAUGCGGAGGUCGGCGGCGAGACGCCGCACUGGUCACCGCAUCGCGUCGAGCUCGCCCUCUGGGCGCACUACGUGGCCAACGACCUUAGUCCCGAGCUGCUCGAAGAUAUGCCCCCGCCAGGCGCCGCCGCCGCCGCCGCUGCCAACACAAAUGGCAGCCUCAGCAAGACGAACAACAGCAGCAGCAGCAAGGACCUCGAUGGCGAGGAGGACACCAACGAUGGCGUCGCCGUCGAUGUCGACGAGGAGAGUCUCGGCGCAGGCGGCGGUCGCAACACUGCAACAGAGUCGGAAACGGAGAACGAGAACACCAAUCCGUUGGCCCUGACGCCGCUGGGCAACUCCGGCGUUGCCAAGAACAACAACAACAGCAGCAGCAGCAACAACAACAACAACAGUAACAACAACAACACUGCCGCCGCCUUGCAGGACGGCGAUUCGAACUUUGUGUCGAACGAUUCCACCUCACAGGAGCCGAACAUUGAUGACAACACCACGCAGACCACGGCCACCACAUCCACGGAGGAUGGUGAUGGGCCGAUGGGCGUGGCUACGCCGCUCGCCUCCGAUUCGGAAAGUAAUCUCGAGGCGCCGCUCAAAAGUCGCCUGGCGGCAGCUGGACCAGCAGCAGCAGGAGCAGCAGCAGGAGGAGCAGAAGGAGCAGCAGCUGUUGCCCCGUCGCACAACAACACCAAGCAGAUCAACAAUAAUGGACAAAGCGUUGCGCAGCCAGCGGCAGCUGCAGCGGCUGCAGCUGCAGUUCCAACUGCUGCCGUCGCCGCCGCCGCAGCCAAUGGGAAUGGGAAUGGAAACGGAGUUCUUGCGCUGGGCGGUGCGGCGGCAGCGGCAGCGGCUGAUGUUGAUGAUGAUGACGAUGAGGAGGAGGAUGAGGAGGAGGAUGAUGAUGAUGAUGAUGUUGAGGACGAUGAUGAGCUAGAGGCUGAUGAGAGCAACAGCAGCGGCAGCAAUUUGCGUGCCAGCAAACUGCAGCAUUUGGCAGCUGCCGCUGCUGCGGCGACGACAGAAGCGAAAGCGCUGACAGCGCCAUCUAUUGGACAGAAGCGCACCGCGCUGCACUGUGAGUUGGAGGGGAAUAAUGCAUCUGCUGGCGCUGCUGCUGCUGCUGCAGGCGACAAAUCGCCAGAGCUGAAGAAACUGCGCAGCGACUGAGCAGCACCGUUAGGCCGCACGCGUAUCUGCGUAUCUGGUGGAAAGACAUAUGUAUGUAGUGCAGUUGAGUCCGACAUUUGAGAGCAACAUUACCUACACUUUGCCACAACAACAUUCAAGAAAUUUUACUAUUAAGCAAAACUAAUUAUACAUAUAAUAUAUAAUAUAUAUAUACAACAAAGAAAGCAUAAAGAGAAACACAUAACAAGAAGAGCAGCACACAAACACACACACACACACACACACACACACACACACACACACACACACACACACACACACACACACACACACACUCACACACACACAAAAACACACAUACACAACGAGAACAUAACAUAGAAGGAGAACGAGAAGCAGCACAGCAGCAGCAGCACAUAACAUAACAUAGGCUUAACAGCAAAAGAAAAAAAAACAACAAAAAAAAACAAGAAAAAGGAGAACCCAUAAAAGAGAUACAUUUCACUAACACACCACACACACACA